Messenger RNA from Spodoptera frugiperda (fall armyworm), 786 nucleotides. It is a transcript of the gene ND-ACP, whose product is annotated as acyl carrier protein, mitochondrial. Gene Ontology annotation, molecular function: acyl carrier activity; acyl binding. NCBI's taxonomy places the organism in Eukaryota, Metazoa, Arthropoda, Insecta, Lepidoptera, Noctuidae. Gene Ontology annotation, biological process: fatty acid biosynthetic process. The record is from RefSeq and is a predicted model, not a curated record. Bases 60 to 521 code for a protein of 153 amino acids. Gene Ontology annotation, cellular component: mitochondrion. The transcript has 3 exons.
AAUUCUCUUCUUUUGUCUGGCUUGUCUAUGAAUUAUCAAAUCAUUUCGAAGUCUGGAAAAUGGCUGCUGCAAAUAUUGCCCGCAGUGCUCUAAGAGGAUUAUUACGAAGCUCUACUACCAUUAGAACACCGGUAGUAUGCCGACUUUCAACAGUUGUUCUGCAGCAGAAGUUUAGUACAAUAAACGCUGCCCUUAAGGCGUACAACACCCAGUAUCUUCAAAAUGGGGCCCAGAAUAUCAGUGUCCGCAACUACAGCGGCGGGCCCCCACUCACAUUAGAACUUAUUAAAAGUAGGGUGCUACUUGUGCUUCAACUUUAUGACAAAAUUAAUCCUGAAAAGUUGAGUGUAGACUGCCACUUCAUGAAUGAUCUGGGCCUGGACUCCCUGGAUCACGUGGAGGUCAUAAUGGCAAUGGAAGAUGAAUUUGGAUUUGAAAUUCCCGAUGGGGAUGCGGAGAGGCUGGUUAGACCUAAAGACAUUAUCCAAUACAUCGCUGACAAAGAGGAUAUUUAUGAAUAAAUUGAGAAUAACAUUUAGCACUGUCUGCAAUUUAAGGCCAGUUGUACAUAAUGCCUGUUGAAAAUCCAGUUCUAGAUAAAUUACAGUUUUAGAAUACAACUGGCCUAAGAUGUAAAGGCAUUGAGCUUAGGGUUUAGUUUCAUUAUUUUACAUGUACAAUUCUAAUAAGAAUGAACAAUGUAAGUUAUGCUGAUCCACCACCCACAUCUGAAGAUGUAAAAAGUGUAAAUUCUGUUUUUAUUGAUUAUAUGCCUGUUAGAGUAGA